AUGUGGCUCUAUCGGGGCGCUCAGUCCGCAGUCUUCUACUAUGCCAGUUGCACCCCCUGCGCCGAAAAUGUCGAUCGUCGGAAACGUAGAAAAGAUGCUGCCCGGGUCCAGCGGGAGAAGGAGAAGGAGCGACGCAACAACGAAGUCGUCACCGACCAACCCCGUCCAUUCGCACAACCAACCCCUUUCAGCACCAAUGUAGGGUGGAAGGAAGAAAUAUCCCUAGGCCCUGGUCCCCCAGCCCGUCGGGGUGGACACCGCAGUCAUCAACGAACCGACAGCUGGAAUACCGACCAGAGCUCGCAGAAGAAAGACAAGAGUGGUGGCCUGAUGCAUCCGCUCGGCGAGAAGUGGAAAGAGAUGCGGUACCAACGGGAAGACGAACCUCUUUGGGGACAACAAGAAGUCCGCGGAUCGUCCAUUGGAUUCUCUGGACGUGGUCGUGCAGACCCGAAUGAAACCUCCAAGUAUUACAUUCCCCGCGUCCCGCCUGUGAACGAUCUCCACCCACCCAUUGUUAGUGGACCGUGUAGCCGUGCCGAUACCAGAUGGAUGCUCCAGCCACCACCAAGUGCCCGAGUGAUGGCCGGUAAAGCAGGUGUCACAUCGCCGACUCGUGCUACCCCCCCUGGACUUAACAGCAUAUCUUGGGCUCCCAAGACCGUGACCAAGGAAAAAGAGACUGGACCAAUCAGUAAUGAGACUGGUGACGGCGCUACCGAUGAUACCGCUCAGAACCGUCGGCCUCGUCGGCCAUCGCUAACUCGACUUCGUAUCGAAUCUGAUGGCCCAAUCCCAGAAUUACACUCUCGAACUGACUCUAUGUUCUCCACCGGCACCACCAACUCGGAUCUCUCCCAGACUCUUUCAUGGAAAUACCCCGAAACUCCAGCAUCACGCCCUCAAUCGAAAGCCACAGAUGACAGUGACAAGUUCUAUCGCCCAAAUAUAUCGAAGACUCUCUCCACAGUGCACCGGGAUGAUAAGAAGAUCCACAUGCUACAUCUAGAGAUCAACGAUGACCACCGCGAUGAUAUUGCCCUGGGUCAAUUCCAGCCUCUCCGCCCAUGGCGUUGGAGCAUGGACAUCUAA
Penicillium griseofulvum is the source of this 1092-nucleotide messenger RNA. RefSeq lists its product as uncharacterized. The record is from RefSeq and is a predicted model, not a curated record. Lineage: Eukaryota; Fungi; Ascomycota; Eurotiomycetes; Eurotiales; Aspergillaceae. The transcript has a single exon. Bases 1 to 1092 code for a protein of 363 amino acids.